AUGGCGGAGGCGAAGGUGGUGAAGGACCUGGCGGAGGUGUGCGCGAGUGGUGCGGAGACCUAUAGCGCAUGGACAACUGCGAAAGCUCUCGUGCAACGCCGCUACCUAUCGGGGAAGGCGCAGGGCACAUUCGAGGACUGCUGCAAACUGCUAGCUUCCUUGACACGGGUGCUGCGGACGUACCUCCGCAUCGAUCUGGCACAGGAGCUGCUCCGUGAUGUGCUCUUCCAAGUAAUGGACCACUUCUCUACAAAACAGGCGGCAGGCGCUACAGCAGCCCUUUUGAAGGACGACGGCGCGACUCAGUCCUCCUUUGACCUAGCUGCCGCUAACUUUUUGCAGAACGUGUUUGACACACUCCUUUCUGCGACCACGCGCACCUACACGCUGAUGGGGCCCAUGCCGCUCGUUGUAGAGUGGAACAGAGAUGCAGAUACCGGCGGCGUGGACGCCGCUGUGGCGCAGUCGAAGCACGCCGCGUCAUGGGCCGAGGACGUAGUUCUCGAGUUUGCCCUUCGCGCAGCGGACUUUCUUUCACAGACUCCAGAGGGCACUGAUGCAUUGUCUCGUUGGGCGCAGAAUCUGUUUGUGUCGUACGAACAGCUGCUUGCUCUCCGUUUGACACUCCCGUCACCGCAAUCCUCCACGCCGCAAGGCGGCAAAGGUACCUCGGCCGCUGCCCCCUCGCCGUCGGUGCCCGUCCCGGCGCUGGGGGCACAGAUGCUCCGUAUGAGCAUCCUCAGUCGCGCCAGCAGAACUGGAAAAGAGUCUUCAGACAGCACCAGCGCAGCAACGACACCAUUGACCGCCGCCGUGCACUGGCUCACCCAUUUCGCUCGUGAGCCGAACGCGGUCAAUCACCUCUUCGCUCAGUACGUGUACAUUGACAUUCUUGGCCGAGGUCUACAGUGGAGCUCUACGUCUAACGCUUCACCGGGCAACAGUGGCGCGUCUGUGAAGAUGCCGCGUGAGCGCGUGAAUGCGGCACUGGAGGAGAAGUGCGCGCUGACUCGUCGGGAGGCGAUCUCUAUGGCACGCGCUGCAGUAGAGGCAUACUGGCAGGCGUUUCCGCUUGUGCUGCAGCAGACCAACUCGGCUAGCUCGCGGCGGUUGUCCAGCUGCGCGGAAGAGAGCGGCAAAGAGGACGCAAAUGUUCACCCCCAAUGCAUGAACUUCUACCGUUGGACGUGGUUCCUCGACUCGCUGACGCUCACCUUCGCGUACAGCGGAAACGCGAGUGCGGGUGCCAAUGAGGCCGCGGCGGCGCAGCAGCGGGAGAGGCAGAGGCACGUGUGCGCGCAGCUGCUGGAGACGUAUGCGGACGUUGCAGCUGAGCUCCCGGGGUUAAAGUGGAAAGAGUUGGUUGCCGCCUACAUUGGUGCAUGA
Leishmania mexicana MHOM/GT/2001/U1103 is the source of this 1386-nucleotide messenger RNA. RefSeq lists its product as hypothetical. The coding region runs from base 1 to 1386 and encodes 461 amino acids. The record is from RefSeq and is a predicted model, not a curated record. The transcript has a single exon. Lineage: Eukaryota; Euglenozoa; Kinetoplastea; Trypanosomatida; Trypanosomatidae.